Rotaria sp. Silwood2 is the source of this 891-nucleotide messenger RNA. The record is from the annotation of a GenBank genome assembly. Lineage: Eukaryota; Metazoa; Rotifera; Eurotatoria; Philodinida; Philodinidae.
AUGGUAUCUACGGCAGCACCUAAAUUUGGCGUUCGAUUUCCAACACGUAAAGAAAGAACAGUCAAACGAGUUACUAAAUGUGAAACACGAGAAAUUCAAAAACGCCUUGAACCACCAAAACCAGCUCGUGUUCGUCCACCUCCUAAACCAAAAGCACCUAAAAAACAACCACCACCAGCUACACUCUGUAAACCACCUAAACCUCCUCGUAUAUCUGCUACUCGAUCUCAUGAACGACAACCAUCAUCAACAUCACAAGCAUCAAUAACACCAUCAUCAACACCAAAACCAACUAAACAAAUAGCAUCUUCUCUUGCUUCAGGACGUACUUUACAAGCAACUGAUUUAGAAAAAUUAGCACGUCUUAAUUGUUCACGUGAAUUUAGUCUUUUUCAUAAAUUUAUUAAACCUGAAUUAGGACGAUCAUAUGAAAAUCAAUUAGCAUUUUUACAAACGAAAUUACAACAUUUAAAAAAUGAAUUUGUUAAUAAACAAGCUGAACAUUUAAAUUUUGAACAAAUUCGAGAUUAUUAUAAUCAAGCUGUACUAGACCAUGUACGACGUCAUAUUAAACCAGAUGAAUAUUUAACAUUAGUUGAUAAACUUAAACAAGAUUCAAAACAAGCUAUUGAUAAAUGGCUUCGAAAAAAAGAUCAUAAACCACAACGACAAUUAACUGAAUUUUUACAAAGACGUCAAGCACGUAUUCGUGAUCGAAUUAAAGAAACACUUGAAGAAGCAAAAAAACAACAACAAACAACUAAAGAAGGAGAAAAUGAAAUUGACACGACAGAAAGUAAUAUUUCAGUAACAGCACCAAUAACAACAACAGAAACCAUCACAACAAUAACAACAAUAGAAGAAGAUGAUGAAAUAAUGAUUAUCGAUUAG